AUGGCCAAGCUCUCCACUCGCGAGGAUCGGUGGCACGGCCACAAGCUACUUGGACUGUACGCGCUCCUACACUUCGCGUACCGCUACCACGCCUUUUUUGCCGGCGCAGAUGACAUGGGCUUCGCCGACCAGAACGGCUGGAGUUCUGCCGCAAGUCUAGCGCCUCACCUGCUGCUGCAGCUCAGCGGAUUGACCUUCUCCAUUCCACGCCGUCGCAUCGUCACGGGCUCACGGAUCUGGCCCGAGUACCGCUGGCAUGCGCUCGUCUUCACACUCCGCUCGCUGGUUCUCAUGGCCAUCGCGGUGCGUUAUCCGCAUGCCGAAACGUGCCUCCCGCCACUGCUUGUUGUCCUCUGCGCCAUGGCGGCGGCCGACACGGUCACCGCUUGGUACGCGCGGCGUGGCGAGUCGAGCCGCACGAUUCGCGACUUGGCCGCGCCCGCGGGCGCCCAGUACUUGAUGUCGGCGACGCAGUUCCACGCGACGACGGGCUGCUUGCUCACACGUGGCCGCCUGAGCGUGCAGCUCGUGUCGCUGUGCGUCAUCCAGAGCGCCGCCUUUGUGAUGACGCUGCAGCGGCGCGGCCUCAUCACCCACCGCCAGGACCUGUGCCUUUACGCGGGUCUCCUGGGGUUUGGCCUCGCCGUCGUCCUGGACGACUUCAGCGCACGCGGCGUGCUGCCCGUGGCCUUCACCGUCGCCAACGCCGCGGCGAUCGCGCGGCUUGACGGCGGAGCGAACAAGUACAUCUUGUGGGCGGCGGUCGGCCUGCUGCUGCCCGCGCUGUGCGCGCCUGAGCGCGCUGCGGCGCGAGUGUGGCGCGUGCUCGGCCCCGCCAGCGGCUGCGGACUCGUUGCGAGCGCUUGGCGUCGCGGGCACUCCGAACGCAGGUUAGGAGGGGCAAAACCGUUAUAG
Emiliania huxleyi CCMP1516 is the source of this 915-nucleotide messenger RNA. RefSeq lists its product as hypothetical. The record is from RefSeq and is a predicted model, not a curated record. NCBI's taxonomy places the organism in Eukaryota, Haptophyta, Isochrysidales, Noelaerhabdaceae. The transcript has 2 exons. The coding region runs from base 1 to 915 and encodes 304 amino acids.